CAUCAAGUAUGAAGACGACAAUAGUGGUUAUGUUAAGCAUUUGCUUAAGCAUAAAUGCUUAUCUUAUUAAAGUUCCAACUGAGCCGCUGGUUCCACGACUGGCUCCAUUAGAUUGGGUUCAAGUACAAAAGGCUAUGCUGCCAUUUUUCGAGAAUAUUUGCGAAGAAAGCACAGACCCAACAAUCAUCAAACUGAGCAGGGAGUUCACCUUCGAUGCUUCCGGAUACUUGAAACCAUCUGUCGUUGAUAACUUCCAUACAUUGAAGACUGGAAAAGGCUUAUUGCCCAAGGGUCAAAUAUUUUCUGAAGUCAAUAUAGAUCACUUGGAUGAACUUCGCAUUAUUUACGAAUUAUUAUAUAAUGCAAAGGACUUUGAUACUUUUUACAAAACGGCUUGUUGGGCGCGACAAAAUGUCAACUGCGGUUUAUUUAUUGAUGCUAUUUACUUAGCCAUUAUAAAUCGAAAAGAUACAGAAAGAUUGUCAGUACCAGCACCAUAUGAACUCCUACCAAAUUACUUUGUACGUAAGGAUUCUAUAAUUAAAGCGUCAUCUUUACUUGCUAGCGAGGAAAUAUCUAUCAGUGAUGGUAUUCGGAAUGAAGGAAAUUCUUACAUAAUAGACACAAACUAUACAAGCAGUAUUUUUGAUGAUUAUGAAGAUUCUAACUUAGCAUACUUCCAAGAAGACGUUGGACUAAACUCAUAUUUCUUUUUUAUGAAGCUUCGUAGUUUACCUUGGGUAGACACUGAAUUUAAAAGAAAUAACAGAUACGGUGAAUAUUUAUAUCAUUUUACUAAACAACUCAUGGCUAGAUAUAAUUUGGAACGUUAUUCAAAUGGACUCUUGGAAGCGGAAAGUAUAGACUGGGAUAAAUUUGAAGAAACAGAAUAUGAUCCUAUGCUUAUUUAUUCAAACGGAAAUGAAUUCGCUUCUAGAACAUCAGCAAAAGUAUCAACAAAUGAUUUAGUAACAUCCUUAAAAAAUAUAGAAAAUAAUACAGAUGCAGCAGUAAUUCAUAUGAUGAAAUUCUUUCAGAGAGAUGGUGGUUUCAGUAAAGCUGCUAUUUUAAAUAACUUGAUGGAUAUUUUAAUCACCAGUAAUAUUAGUUAUCAAAAUUUAGCUCUUCAAGUUUUUGAUAAAAGCCCGACAGUUAACAGUCAACCAUCGGUAUUAGAGCACUUUAUGACUACAAUACGAGAUCCAAUCUUUUGGAAAAUAAACAAAAAAAUUGUGGAUAUUACAGAUAACGCAUUGAAACAGUUACCAGGGUACACUAAAAGUCAAUUAUAUUUUCCUGGUGUACGAGUAGCUAAUGUGGAAGUAAAGAAAAUGAUAACAAUGAUGGAUAAUUUUGAAUUUGAUGUCACAGAUGCUCUUAAAUAUGGUGACAAGGAUCCAAAUUUCCAAAUGAAAAUUGGACAGUCCAGACUCAACCACAAACCCUUUGCUAUAAAAGUUAAUGUUUCAUCAUUAGUUGUACAAAAAUCCUUGGUAAAAUUAUAUAUUGGGCCAAAAAUUAUGCCUGGACAGCUUGCUGAUAAACGACAUUUAUUUAUGCUUAUUGAUAGCUUUGAAGUGAACCUUAAGAAAGGGACAAAUAUUAUAUCACGAGCAUCUCACGAGAUUAAUAAAAUAUCUGAAGAUCUAAUGUCGUUGAGGACCAUUCAUAAGAACGUCGUUGAUUCUGAGUUUGGUGUUGACGCUUUACCACUUAAUUUGGUUAAUUCACAAAUUGGAUUACCUUCACGCCUAAUACUUCCAAAAGGAAAUAAUGAAGGCUUACCUUUCCAAAUCUUUGUAUUUGUUGCACCAUUUAUAAAAGCUACUCCCGGUGGCUAUAAAUCUAACACACAAUUAAAUUCUGAAGCCAUUCUAUCUCCAGGAUACCCGUUGGAUUUAGAUAUAGAAAUACAAGAAUUAUUUAACUUACCGAAUGCACUUGUUAAAGAUAUAGUUAUUACACAUAAAGGAGAAUAUAAGCCAGGAAAUUAUGGUAGAGACACAGGUGAUGAAAAUACUUGGCAAAAUUAUGAACAAGAUAUUAAUAUUGAUGACCAAAUGAACAAACUAUCAUUAAGGCCAGAAUUUACUAAAAAGAGAGAACAGUUUGAUUACAAAUCAAAAAAAGGACAAUACGGGAAAAAAGAGGACUAUGCAAAUAAGAGAGUAGAUCAAAAUGAUGAUGCUAUACAAAAUGAAGUUAUCGAUUUAAAAAAAGAAAUUAAAAUUGAAAAAGAAACCUCAAAUAAUGACAAUGUAGAAUACACAGUGAUUUCAAAUAAUGAUGGCAAUCGUCUUGUAAUAAUUGACAAAGAUGUAUCUAAAAAAUUUGAUGUAAGUGAUGAAGAUGAACAUUUAAAGAAAGUAGUAGUAGAUGUAAAAACACUUGAAGAAAUAGAACUUGAAAAUAAUUUAAAAGUUGAACCAAUUCAGCUACGGUCUUCUUUUAAGAAACAACCGCCAACUAUUUUCAAUAUAAUAUUCAAAACAAAAAAUGAUACUGAACAUACUACGCAAAAAAUUUACGAAUAAAAAAUAAAAAUUGUUAUAUUUUUAUUAAAUAAAUAAUUUGUACACAG
Leptidea sinapis is the source of this 2581-nucleotide messenger RNA. RefSeq names its product hexamerin-like. Lineage: Eukaryota; Metazoa; Arthropoda; Insecta; Lepidoptera; Pieridae. The transcript is spliced from 5 exons. Bases 9 to 2534 code for a protein of 841 amino acids. The record is from RefSeq and is a predicted model, not a curated record.